Gadus morhua (Atlantic cod) is the source of this 2410-nucleotide messenger RNA. RefSeq names its product single immunoglobulin and toll-interleukin 1 receptor (TIR) domain (gene sigirr). Gene Ontology annotation, biological process: signal transduction. The transcript is spliced from 10 exons. NCBI's taxonomy places the organism in Eukaryota, Metazoa, Chordata, Actinopteri, Gadiformes, Gadidae. The record is from RefSeq and is a predicted model, not a curated record. The coding region runs from base 180 to 1766 and encodes 528 amino acids.
CCUCCUCGCUGCCACCCAACAGGUGAGCAGCAGCAGGUGUCGUGUUUCCGUACAACUCUACUGAGUGGCUUUUAAACCGGUAAUAACAACUCUGAUAUCAUAAUGUAAUAUUUUAAACUUACCUACAACCUUCCUUACCGCAGAACACAGGAUACUAAAGUACUCUGAAGGAGGGAAUAAUGGUCAUCUUGUUGGCAUGCACUUGCUUCCUCUUCGCAGUUGACGCGUGUGUGAACAGCGAGCACUUUGAGGAGCGCGUGGUCUACGUGGGAGAAGGGACUGGAUACCGUCUGAAAUGCCCUCUGGCCGCCUGGUUGGGGGUCCGGAUCCCGGACUCCCAGCCAGGCGGCCAGAAGGGGGCCGUGACCUGGCUCAGAGACUGCCGCGAGCUGCCGCCCCCGCCUCCCCCCGGCCGCUCGGACCCCGGCCCCGGGCUCUACCUGGAGUUCCCCACCUUGGGCCCUGAGGACCAGGGGAACUACACCUGCCUGCUACCGGACAGCCUCAUCUCCUUCACCGUGCACCUCCUGGUCAAGGAGUCCCAGUGUUCCAGGGCCCCGGAGUUCAUGCCGGGUGGGGGGUUGACCCCCCUCUGGGGACGCCUGGGGUCCACUGUGUGGCUGAACUGCACCGCGCUAGUUCCCUGGGACCCGGCUGAGGAGCCCCCCUGUGGCCCACCCACCCUGCAGUGGAGCAAAGAUGGCCGCCUUCUCACCAACCGUACGGAGCACCCUCGGAAUACUUCUUCAUGGUCUCCCAGUAUUGGACAUGUGACACUAAGCAGUCUCCUGGAGAUCUCUCUGCAGGAGCAGGCGGACUUUGGGCUGUACCUCUGCAUUGUGAGAAACACAUCAGACUCAUUUCAAGUGCAGAACGCAGACCGCCCUAGCCACACUGCUGCUGUCAUCGCCGCAGUGGUCUUACUCCUGCUCCUCUCUGUGGCGGCGUUGGUCUACUCCAAACAUCACCUUAACAUCAAACUGUGGUACAGGAACACUUACGGAGACUAUGAACUCAACGAUGGUAAAUUGUACGACGCAUACGUCUCCUAUGUGAAUAACGAGUACGACAGAAAGUUUGUAAAUUUUAUCCUGAAACCAAACCUGGCGAAACAAGGACACAAGCUGCACCUGAAUGAGAACGACAUCCUCCCUGGAGCAGAGCCGUCCGCAGAGCUGCUGAUGAAUGUCAGCCGGUCCCGGCGGCUGGUGGUAGUCCUGUCCCAUGCCUACCUGGAGCAAGACUGGUGCACUAGGAACUUCAGGCAGGGGCUGCUGCACCUGCUGGAGCUCUCCCCCAAGCCCAUCUUCAUCACGCUGGAGGGGCAGAUGAAGAGGGCCCGGGCGGAGGUGAGGGAGGAGCUGAGGGAGCAGCAGCAUCGCCUCACCCUGCUCACUUGGAAACACAACUCUGUGAGCCUGUCGUCAGUGUUCUGGAAGGAGCUGGUCUUGGCCUUGCCUCGCCGGCUGGACUUCCACUGUGAGUCCGCCAGAGACCCCCAAACCAUGCUGCAGGAGGACAAAGACCCCAUGCUGACCCUGGACCCAGACUACCUGGACUGGCGGUCAGAGGCGGACCCUGCUGGAGACCUCGGCACGGGGCGGCGCCUGCCUGUGUACAGAGCCUCAGGAGUUCCCGUGUUGGGAGCCUUUCCCACGGUGCCGGCGGAGCUCAAACACUCAGACAUCGACGUGUCAGACCUGGGCUCCCGUAACUACGGCGCCCGCACAGACUUCUACUGCCUGGUAACCAAGGAGGACAUGUGACGGUGCUGCUCCGUCACGACUCGGACCACACCUUGCUCCCGCUCAGUGCGCAUCACACGAGAGUGAAGAGUAGUGGGCUGUUCCCCGAAUGCAACAUUACAUUGUUUUGUACUAUUUCGUGGAUUCAAUUCACAGAAUAACCUUUUGUACAGUUUACCAAAGAAGGUUUUAUGUAGUUAAUUAAAUAGAUAAGUAAACAAUAAAAAGUAUGAAUGAGUCAGAGUUUAUCAUUUAGUUAGCAGAUGGACCUUUCAGACACACCUGGAAUUGUGAUUCACUUGACAAGGUCGCUCCUAUCAAACAGAUGGCGUGAACAUCAACUCAAUGCUGUUUGAAUGCUGUUUGAAUGCUGUAAUUGUCCCCAUUAAGAGGCUGGUUGUUAAGUAUGUAAAAGGUGAUGGCAAGAGCAAACACACAAAGCAAUCAGGGGACGGGUGUGGCAGCUCAGGACAGGAAUGGUUCCUGUCCGAGCAGGAGAAAUAUGCAGGGAGGGGCCGUCCUCUUACAGUCGCGAUUAGUAACUUAAACGCAAACACCAUGAGGCCAUGACAUCCACCAGGCGCAUCCACCACAGCACUCCUAAAUGCUUUCAUGUAAAAUAAUGAAAUUGGUUGAUGUUCUUUAUUAAAAAUAAAUACAUCUGA